Molecule: messenger RNA, 1156 nt
Organism: Cajanus cajan (pigeon pea)
Lineage: Eukaryota; Viridiplantae; Streptophyta; Magnoliopsida; Fabales; Fabaceae
Gene: MINE1
Product: homolog of bacterial MinE 1
Biological process (GO): cell division; chloroplast fission; regulation of division septum assembly
Source: RefSeq, a predicted model, not a curated record
CUCCCACUCCCACUCGCCUCCACUCCGAGCCUCUUCUCUCCCUUCCCCCAAGGUUGCACAUAAUCUCGUUUCAAAUCCUCGCGUGCUGAUUUCAUCGCUUAAUUACACGCAAAACUCACCGUUUGAGGUUCUGGAAUUCGAUUAGGGUUUUAUAAAAAUGCCGUUUUUUUUUCUUGAUUCCUCAACCGUGUCGUAUUGUGUAUUAUUCACUAUAGUCUCAGCUAUGAAACAUUCAGAAAAUAAAAAAACAAGGAAAAAAAUGUAGUUGCUUUAUUAUGAUACAACGACAAGCCUUGAAGAAACAGGUAGAAUUUCAUCGAUUCUUGAAUGGAGCAUGUAGCAUCUCUGAAUUUACCCCAAAAUGCCCCUGCCUGACUAUUGUACGAUGCAAUAUGCGUGGGUAUUGCAAGCCAGUUGCUGGGGUCCUUGGAGGUCCCAAAUUUUCAUCAAAUUCAGUUAGCCAAGAAGCUGAGAACUUUCUCCUUGACGCUGUUAAAAUGAACUUCUUUGAGCGGUUAAAUUUGGCUUGGAAAAUAAUUUUUCCAUCGGCAACAUCUAGAAAAAACUCCAAUGCUAGGAUUGCGAAGCAACGCUUGAAGAUGAUUUUGUUCUCUGAUAGGUGCGCAGUUAGUGACGAGGCAAAGCGUAAAAUUGUUAGCAAUGUUGUGCGUGCUCUAUCAGAUUUUGUGGAAAUAGAAUCACAGGAUAAAGUUCAGCUGAGUGUUUCUGCUGAUACAGAUCUUGGAACUAUUUAUUCUGUCACAGUGCCUGUACGGCGAGUUAAGCCAGAAUAUCAAGAUAUGGAUGAAUUUGGGACAAUAACGAAUGUUGAGUAUAAGGACACCGGAGAGGCUUCUGGUUCUGUUGAUGUUAGAUUUGAUUUCUAUGUCCCAGAUGAAAGGUCUUGAUUUUGAGUUGAAAGUUCUUGAAUCGUGAUUUCUUUGUCGAAAGUUAGUCUUUGAAAUGCUUACCAGUGAAAGGAUGGAGUGUUGUAUAUAUUUUAACAUUGAAGCUAACAUUAGGGUGACACUGGAUUUUGAUGAGAAAUUUUGUUUUUGUGGUCGCAUCAUUGAACUAAAUAUGGUAUGUUGUCUUUUCUUCCUUUGCGUUUAUGAUAAGCUUUUGUUGUUUUGAGUGUAUGAAUCAUUAUUGUUCA